CUCAUACAAAUAUUUGUGUGUGUGUGUGUGUGUAUGUGCAUGCGUGUUUAUGUGUGAUGUCUAGAUGUGUGCUAAUGGGCCGAUUUUGCGAAAAAUACAUCGAUCUCGCAAAGAGUAGGGGUGAGACACGAGGAUGCUCUACGACAAGGGGUUUGAACUGUGGGGUGGCAGGUUCAUAAUCGAGCAGAGUGACGGUGGAGGGCGCAAGGUAUAAAAUCGGACGUCGAGUCACAGGAGACAUUCAGUGCGAUUCUAAGCUUCACAUCGUCUACUUAAAAUUUCGAUUUCAUCGGAAGUCACAGAAAUGCAGGACAACAGAUUUUUUAUCUUCGUGAUCCUUUUGGCAUUUUCUACGUCUCUUAAUCUUGCUAGAUGCUCGGUCGGCCAGCACUUCGAAUCCACCAGAGAGGGUCAAAAAUUGAAAAUCAACGAUAGACGUUCCGCUGGAUUGGUGGCGUAUCCAAGAAUCGGCCGAAAUUCGGAAAUAGCGAGUUUUCCUAGAAUGGAGCGUGCUUUUGGAAUAAUACAUAAGCCCCGAAUCGGACGAUCCGAUGAAUCGAGCAAUUUGAAUCGAUUUCAGGAUUUACCAGCUGACGCCGAUAUGGAGUUCUACAUUCCACGCGACGUGGAAUCUGAAGUUCUUUUAAAUCUUGUUUACGAAGAUUACGCAGAUAGACCGAUAGCAUUUAAACAUGCUGACAAAAUUCAGAAAGACGGUGCCUGGUUAAUGCCCGAUCAUGUACAUGGAUACAAGGAUCUUCGUUUCGCACAAAAAAUCGACAAUCCUCGAUCGUAUUAUUCUAUUUUACGAGGUUCUCGAAAUAGUCAAGGUCAAGGAGGAUACACUCCGAGACUAGGUCGCGAGAAUGAACACGACGCAACGAGUUUCCUGUAACUUGCCAUCUUUGAUCACGAUUCGCGCCUCGCGGAUUUGACGGAUGUUGACUUGAGACAAAGAAGGAACUUACUGUCAAAAAUGUCAGAAAUGUAACAUGCGGUGCUUUUGAUUGUUUUUCCCUAUUUGCAUAGGCGAUCCAUCUUACCCUUGCACUUUGUACGCAAAUUAUGCAACAAUACAUAAUCUGUACUUAAAUACUGUACUUUGUAAUCUUACAUGCAAUCCUGUCGCCUAGUAUCGUCACGAAAUAGCAAUUCUCUGGUGAAGCAACCGAUCUUGAUGUAACUUGGCAUGUUAUUUUAAGCAGAUUUUUAUUCCGAAAUACUCGAUCCAAUUCAAUGUUUAUUUUUAUAUACAAAUAAUGGAGAAUAGAAAUAAAAGUUUGAUUUACACGCUCA
Messenger RNA from Acromyrmex echinatior (Panamanian leafcutter ant), 1296 nucleotides. RefSeq names its product CAPA peptides. Lineage: Eukaryota; Metazoa; Arthropoda; Insecta; Hymenoptera; Formicidae. The record is from RefSeq and is a predicted model, not a curated record.